Messenger RNA from Cornus florida, 2229 nucleotides. Its product is annotated as succinate dehydrogenase [ubiquinone] flavoprotein subunit 1, mitochondrial. Gene Ontology annotation, molecular function: flavin adenine dinucleotide binding; succinate dehydrogenase (quinone) activity; electron transfer activity. Gene Ontology annotation, biological process: mitochondrial electron transport, succinate to ubiquinone; tricarboxylic acid cycle. Lineage: Eukaryota; Viridiplantae; Streptophyta; Magnoliopsida; Cornales; Cornaceae. The record is from RefSeq and is a predicted model, not a curated record. The transcript is spliced from 16 exons. The coding region runs from base 125 to 2005 and encodes 626 amino acids.
UCUGUUCAUUUCAUUUCCCUUCCCCUUCCUUUUUGUAUCUCCUGUUCUCUUCCUCUUCUUGCUGCGAUCUAUAGAUACAGAUAUAUAGAUAUAUACCUACACAUAUAGAUAUAGAGAGGGGAAGAUGUGGCGCUGCGUCUCUCGCCUGAGAUCAAUCCCCACGGAAUCCGUCAAACCUCGCAUUCAGAGAUUCUUCUCCACCGAGACGACUGUGGGAAGAUCGUCCUAUACGAUAGUUGAUCAUACGUAUGAUGCAGUUGUGGUAGGCGCUGGCGGCGCGGGGCUCAGAGCAGCCAUUGGGCUUUCUGAGCAUGGAUUCAACACCGCUUGCAUUACCAAGCUCUUCCCAACUCGGUCACACACCGUUGCAGCUCAGGGUGGUAUAAAUGCUGCACUAGGAAAUAUGUCCGAGGAUGACUGGAGGUGGCACAUGUAUGACACGGUUAAAGGAAGUGACUGGUUAGGUGACCAGGACGCUAUUCAAUAUAUGUGUAGGGAGGCACCUAAAGCAGUGAUAGAGCUUGAGAACUAUGGCUUACCAUUUUCCCGAACUGAAGAAGGCAAAAUAUAUCAACGCGCAUUUGGUGGUCAAAGUCUGGACUUUGGGAAAGGUGGACAAGCAUAUCGUUGUGCAUGUGCUGCUGAUCGAACUGGGCAUGCUCUGUUGCAUACUCUUUAUGGCCAGGCUAUGAAACACAAUACACAGUUUUUUGUCGAAUAUUUUGCUUUGGAUCUAAUAAUGGAUAGUAAUGGUAACUGCCAAGGAGUAGUUGCAUUAAAUAUGGAGGAUGGUACAAUACAUCGGUUCCGUUCUGCUUCAACAAUUCUGGCAACUGGGGGCUAUGGUAGAGCAUACUUUUCCGCAACCUCUGCUCAUACAUGCACUGGAGAUGGCAAUGCCAUGGUUGCACGUGCUGGGCUCGGUCUUGAGGAUCUUGAGUUUGUGCAGUUUCACCCAACAGGUAUAUAUGGUGCUGGGUGCCUCAUCACUGAAGGAUCUCGCGGUGAAGGUGGCAUUUUGAGGAACAGUGAAGGUGAGCGAUUCAUGGAACGGUAUGCCCCUACAGCCAAGGAUCUUGCAUCGAGAGAUGUUGUUUCUAGAUCCAUGACUAUGGAAAUCCGAGAAGGUCGUGGUGUAGGGCCCCAUAAGGACCACAUUUAUCUCCACCUGAAUCACUUACCUCCAGAGGUUCUCAAGGAGAGGCUUCCUGGUAUCUCUGAAACAGCUGCCAUUUUUGCUGGUGUUGAUGUUACAAAGGAGCCUAUCCCUGUUUUGCCUACUGUUCAUUAUAAUAUGGGUGGAAUUCCCACGAACUAUCAUGGAGAGGUAGUUACCAUUAAAGGUGAUGAUCCUGAUGUAGUAGUCCCUGGACUGAUGGCUGCCGGGGAGGCAGCGUGUGCGUCAGUUCAUGGUGCCAAUCGGCUUGGUGCAAAUUCUCUUCUUGACAUUGUUGUUUUUGGUCGAGCUUGUGCAAAUAGGGUUGCGGAGGUCCAUAGACCAGGGGAGAAACAAAAUCCUUUGGAAAAGGAUGCCGGAGAGAAGACUAUUGCAUGGUUGGACAAGAUAAGAAAUUCAAAUGGUUCAAUUCCAACUUCAAAAAUCCGGUUGAAUAUGCAACGAGUAAUGCAAAACAAUGCUGCUGUAUUCCGCACGCAGGAAACUUUAGAGGAAGGUUGUCAGUUAAUUGACAAAGUAUGUGAAAGCUUUCACGAUGUUAAGUUGGGGGAUCGAAGUUUGAUAUGGAACUCGGACCUGAUAGAAACUAUAGAGUUGGAAAAUCUUUUGAUCAAUGCAUGUAUCACCAUGCAUUCUGCUGAAGCCAGGAAAGAAAGCAGAGGAGCACAUGCUCGCGAAGAUUUUACGAAAAGAGAUGAUGAGAACUGGAUGAAACACACAUUAGGAUUUUGGGAGAAUGAGAAAGUCCGGCUAGACUAUAGGCCGGUUCACCUGAACACAUUAGACGAUGAGGUUGAGACAUUCCCACCUAAAGCUCGCGUUUAUUGAUACAUGCUUAUAAGACCAGGAAAGGUGCCGAGCGCGUAUGAUUUUUUUUUUGUUAAGGUUGUAAUAAUUUGUUUGAAAUGCAAUUAUGAUAAUGAUUAUUGCAUUCAACAACGAAUCUGUAAAUCUCUUGUAACUUGGUCUACGUUUUAUAUUCUGCAGCAACGAAUAUUUUUCGGGUACCAUCUUUCAGUAAUCAAUAUGCAGAGCUCUAUAUUCAUUCUUGA